AUGGCCGGAUCCCAUGGCCGCUGCUCCCCGCCGCCCAUCCACGGCGCGGAUCCGCGCCGCCACAAGCACAGCGUGGGCUCGUCCUCUAGCCACCACCGCCGCGCCGAUGCGGACUUCGCCGAUCUCCCUCCGUCACGGCAGCCGCAGAGGAAGUGCCUCGGCGUCCGGCAGCGGGCGUGGGGGACGUGGGUGGCGGAGAUAACCGAGUGUGAUACCCACACAAAGCAAUGGAUUAGUUCCUUCCACACGGCCGAGCUUGCUGCCCUCGAGUACGACCGGUGGCAGGUCCGGCUGCACGGCGCACCUCAACUUCCCGUGGGGGAUGACGCCCGCCCGUGGUGA
Molecule: messenger RNA, 342 nt
Organism: Aegilops tauschii subsp. strangulata
Lineage: Eukaryota; Viridiplantae; Streptophyta; Magnoliopsida; Poales; Poaceae
Source: RefSeq, a predicted model, not a curated record